Myotis lucifugus (little brown bat) is the source of this 4797-nucleotide messenger RNA. RefSeq names its product angel homolog 1 (gene ANGEL1). NCBI's taxonomy places the organism in Eukaryota, Metazoa, Chordata, Mammalia, Chiroptera, Vespertilionidae. The transcript has 10 exons. Gene Ontology annotation, molecular function: 3'-5'-RNA exonuclease activity. The record is from RefSeq and is a predicted model, not a curated record. Bases 42 to 2078 code for a protein of 678 amino acids.
GCUGCAGGAGGAGGGAGGCGGACGCCGCGGGGCGGCCGGCCAUGAUAGCGUCGUGCCUGUGCUACCUGCUGCUGCCGGCCGCGCGCCUCUGCCGCGCCCUCUCCCGCGCCCUCUCAGAUGCUUUCUUCACGUGUCGAAAAAAUGCCCUCCUGGCGAAGAGCUCGUCCCCCCAGGUAGAGGGUGACUUUGCCAUGGCCCCUCAGGGCCUGGACCAGGAAGAGUGUGAGGGCCUGCUGCAGCAGUGGCGAGAAGAAGGGUCGAGCCAGGUGUUCUCGACCGUGAGCGAGGGUCCCCUAGUAGAUAAGGGACUAGCCCAGAGCAGCUUGGCACUCCUGAUGGAUUAUCCUGGAGAACAGGAUGCUGCUUCCGAGGACAAGUGGUGCAGCAGGCAGCUGAGUGACCUGCAGGCAGCAGAGAACCUAGAGGAGCCUUCCCCCGCGGUCCUAGGAGAGGAAUCACUGCCAGAGGGCGAGGGCCCGAUGUGGGCAGCUGUCCCCAUGCAGGCAGGCCCUCAGUAUGCAGACUGCACCAUCCUCCCAAUGGGUGCACUGGCUGCAGAGGAGUGGGAAGAGGACCCCGCAGUGGUCGCCUGGAGCCUAGCGCCUGAGCCCAUGCCCCAGGAAGAGGCUCCCAUCUGGUCCUUUGAGGGCCUGGGGCAGUUGCAGCCUCCCCCCGUAGAAAUUCCUUACCAUGAAAUCCUGUGGCGAGAAUGGGAGGAUUUCUCCACUCAGCUGGAUGCGCAGGGCCUGGAGGCAGGGGAUGGCCCGCAGUUCCAGUUCACUCUGAUGUCCUAUAACAUCCUGGCCCAGGACCUGAUGCAGCAGAGCUCCGAGCUCUAUCUGCAUUGCCACCCGGACAUCCUCAAUUGGAACUAUCGCUUUGCAAAUCUCAUGCAGGAAUUCCAGCACUGGGACCCUGAUAUCCUGUGUCUUCAGGAAGUCCAGGAAGAUCAUUACUGGGAGCAGCUGGAGCCCUCGCUGCGAAUGAUGGGCUUUACCUGUUUCUACAAGAGGAGGACCGGGUGUAAGACGGACGGCUGUGCUGUCUGCUACAAGCCCACGAGAUUCCGUCUGCUUUGCGCCAGCCCUGUGGAGUACUUCCGGCCUGGCUUGGAGCUCCUCAAUCGGGAUAACGUGGGCUUAGUGCUGCUGCUGCAGCCACUGGUCCCAGAAGGCCUGGGGCAAGUCUCGGUGGCCCCAUUAUGUGUGGCUAAUACCCACAUCCUGUACAACCCACGCCGGGGUGAUGUCAAGUUGGCCCAGAUGGCCAUUCUCUUGGCUGAAGUGGACAAGGUGGCUAGGUUGUCAGAUGGCAGCCACUGCCCCAUCAUCUUGUGUGGGGACCUGAAUUCCGUCCCUGAGUCACCUCUCUACAACUUCAUCAGGGACGGAGAGCUGCAAUACGAUGGGAUGCCGGCCUGGAAGGUGUCUGGACAGGAAGACUUCUCCCAUCAGCUUUACCAGAGGAAGCUGCAGGCCCCACUAUGGCCCAGUGCCCUGGGCAUCACUGAUGGCUGUCAGUAUGUCACCUCCUGUCAUCCCAAGAGAUCAGAGAGACGUAAAUAUAGCCGAGACUUCCUGCUACGUUUCCGCUUCUGCAGUAUUGCCUGUCAGCGACCAGUAGGAUUGGUUCUUAUGGAGGGAGUGACAGAUACUAAGCCAGAACGACCUGCUGGCUGGGCCGAGUCCGUUCUUGAGGAAGACAUGUCUGAGCCUGAGCCCGAGCCCGAGCCCGUCUCCCCCAGGACCGUAGGCACCAUCCAGCACUGCCUCCACCUGACCUCGGUAUAUACUCACUUCCUGCCCCAGCAUUGCCGCCCAGAGGUCACCACAAUGCCCUUGGGUAUUGGAACGACGGUGGAUUACAUCUUCUUCUCAGCUGAGUCCUGCGAGAAUGGGAACAGGACUGGUAAGCCUGAUCACAGGCUCUAUCAAGAUGGAACUCUCAAGCUCCUGGGCCGUCUCUCCCUCCUCUCUGAAGAGAUUCUCUGGGCUGCCAAUGGCUUACCCAACCCCUUCUGCUCUUCAGACCACCUCUGCCUGCUGGCCAGCUUCGGGAUGGAAGUGACCGCCCCAUGAUGGGCUCCCAAGGGAAGAGAGCCGCUCUUCUAGAAGAGCCCACUGGGUCAGAGACUGGAAAUAUCCCAUGCUUCUGGAAACUUAGAUCCAAGAAACUUACAGCCCCCCCUCCCCUCCUGUUCCCUUUUCCCGUGGUUAGAUUUUCUGUGGGCCUGUCCAGGCUCUCUGCCUGUGGUCCCUUCCCUGCCCCAACCUCUUCCUAAUCCUCUUGUGCCACAUGCUUGGUGGCCCUGGGAGAGGCGGAAGGGGGCCUUCCCCCUUCCUUCCAUGUAUCCAGCGCUCCUCUUGAUUUUUAAUUACCAGGGUUGUGGGAGCUAUUGAUCUCAUUUGUUAUUUGCUUUCAGGCCGUUUCUUGGUGGUACUUUCUGAUCCGACCUCCUCCCCGUCCUCACAACCUCUGUGCCCAGCCCUCUUGCCAGGCACACGCGUGUGAAAUGUGUAUAGUGGGUGUGCAUCCUCUCAAGGUGGGACUGCUCUGUGCGGCCAUACCUGCCUCGAUCAGCCUGCUGUCCACACUGGGGCUGUCGGCCUAGGGGCAGGUUGAGAGCACCACCUGGUGCCUGUGUGCUGCCAGGCAGCAGCAGGGGCACGGGCCUUUCUCCUUUUAUCCUCUGUUUCAUUAGGCGUUCAUCAUGCCAGCCAGGGCAUACUCAUCACUGAGCUCUGGGAAUGAAAGGGUCCCCAGCCUGGAGCAGCACCAUUGGGGACGCAGUACCUGCCCCAGAGGCCUCUGGGCCUCCACCCCCCAGCUCCCCAAGGCCUGGCUUUCCCUAGGCUUGUCCCCGAGGAGGGUGAAAGUUUGUGUGGGGUCUGUGGGCUGGGAUAGUGACUUGAGAUUUAAAACUCCUUAAGGGUGAGGAGAAAGAACCUUCAAGAAACAAUGGGCUCACUGGACUCCGUAGCCCAGCGGUCGCCAACCUUUUGGGCCUCACGGACCACCGGUUGGCGACCGCUGCUGUAGCCCACAGAGCUAGGGCGAAAUGGGCGUGUCCCGUAGGGAAAGAGCAGGCGGGCUCUGCAGCUGCCUCGGCUGGGACUCAGGACCUCAGGGACCUGUUCUCUUCCCUCCACCACUUUUACUGUUUGCUGCAUCCCUCAUCCCCUUCUGUUUUCUCCUAGAAAAGCCUGCUAUUUAGCUCAGGCCAAACCUUCUCAGUGAAAAGGUGGCCUUGGGCACAAGUGCUUGAGGAGUUGUUCAGGCCAGCAAGGCCUUGCUGCUCAUUGCCUCUGCUUUCCCUCCUCGCGCAGGGUACCUGGCCCAUCCAGGGGGCUUCCGUGCCCACACGCGUCACCUGCCUGCCUUAAUCUUCUGUUGCUGGGGGUGGCCCCGGGGGUUCUGGGUCAGCUGUUCCUCAUAUCCCUUAACUCAGACGGCUGCUGGCCCUGGUGGAUUUGACUUGCUGUUGUCCACUUGCCCUCCAGCACAGGACUGAAGGGAUGGCGAGAAGCCGGAGAUGGGCGGUUAGCCAGAGGUGAAUUUAAUGAUCUCUCCUUCUGAAAGCCAAAGACCCAGCUUGAAUUCUGCUGCUGUGUUCAUGGUUAUAAACUUUCCACACCUAGGUUCUUGGAAAUUUAAAUAUGCGUGUAUCCUUAAACAGUGUUUCCUGGGUAUGGGCAUGUGCCUGUCUGAGCCCCAGGCCUGUCUGUCCAUCCCCGCCGUACACUCUGUUUGUCUCUCUGGGCACCUCCGGAGAUAACAGUGCCCUGUUGUUUUCUAAGACGAUUGCCCUUCCCUGUUCUCUGCCAGGAAAUGCAGUUUAAAAAUGGCUGAAGAUGGCAGAGGGCAGGUAGCCUGAUAAUCAUUUUUGUUUUGUUUUCUUAUUUGUUUCUGUUUUGGAAACAAAAUGGGGCUUUAAAUUCUCUUUUCCAAAUAAAGGUUUACUUUUCCCCCCUCCGGUUGGUCAUUUUAUUAGGAUCUUGCAGGGCACGGGGGAGAGAAGGCCUGGAGAAUGAGGUGGGCCGAGGGGAGGAGACUGGCUUUGUGAUGGGGUCUCAAGUCCUAAAUCUACACGGGGGAAAAGUGAGGGAAUCUCCCUCUGAUCACUGAGGCCGUGGGGGAACAGGGCGUGGGCGAAGCUUCUGCCCUGACUUUUCUUGGGCAGCUCUCUUCUCCAUCUUUGCCCAGCUAGAGAGAAGAGCUCUCUCAGCCACUGUUGUUCUGUUCCAUCUGCUGCUCCCCUCCCCCCUCCCAUCCAGACUGCAUUUCAGGAGGGUCUGUGUGGAAAGUGGGACGAGAAAUGUUUCCUAUGGCAGCUGCAUGAGGCCUGGUGCGUGCGGCGGAUGCCUCUUGCUGAGCUGCUAUUUCUGAUAAUCUCUUUUGCGUUCCGCAGCCAGAGCUGAGCUGUGGACCAUCUGUUGCUGGAAAGGUUUCUCUUCUUCCUGGGCCUCACUCUGCUGGUGCUUUUGUCUCCAGCCUCCUUCAGCCUCAAGCCCACCAAGCCCGCAUGCGCGUGGGAAGCUCUGAAACGGGGGUGGUUUUCUGCCUUACCUGACCAGAUUCCCAGACCCCACACCUGUGAGUCAGCCGCUGAGAAUCUGAGUUACUUAAAGCUACCAGGGUGCUUCUGUGGCACCACCUGGGUUGGGAGUCUGUGGAGAGGGCACGAGGGAUUAGGAACACCACUGGUCAUCUUGGCCUGGUGACUGUGGGUAAGUUAACGCUUGUGUUUCAGUCACAUAUCUUGGUGAAAUGGAAAUUAAAGCAAUAAUCUUUUCCACU